Messenger RNA from Colletotrichum truncatum, 957 nucleotides. RefSeq lists its product as uncharacterized. The record is from RefSeq and is a predicted model, not a curated record. Lineage: Eukaryota; Fungi; Ascomycota; Sordariomycetes; Glomerellales; Glomerellaceae.
AUGGGCAAACAGAAAACUGGCAACACUGGCAAGGCAAAAUCUGGUGCCAGCAACACAAGCACGAACACCAGGGCGGUCGCCGUUCCCGCUCCUAACGUCCCUCCCGCCUGGCCCCAGUUCAAGCCACCAUUGCCAGUUACUGACCUCAUCCCGGAACCGUUCGCAUCAUGUCCCGACAAGGUCGUCUUGAUCCGUAAUUUCUGGCCAAAAUCCCUCUGCAGUUCCUACGUUACAUUUCUCAGGAACCUACCGCUGGUCACCACCCCUGGCCGUCCCAAAAGAGGAGAGGCAGUGAGGGUAAACGACCGUUUUCAAGUGCAGGAUGCCACCUUUGCUCAACGCCUUUGGAUGGAGACUGGACUGCGCGAAUCGCUCGCCCAAGACGAUGUUCAGGGUUUGUGGGGCGGUGAGGUUAUCGGCUUGAAUCCCAACAUACGUAUCUAUCGCUAUUCCAAAGGCCAAUAUUUUGAUGCACACUUCCUCAUUGUUUACACUCUGCUCGUCAUAAAGGGCUUAGGCUCGAGCGCCAGCAAUCCCAUCGAUUUGUCCCGCAGGCCCAAACCCUGCGGAUCGUUCCAUACCGAUCCACCCCAGGGCAGAGAAGAUUUUUUGGGGGGCACCUAUCGAUCGCAACCAGCUGACCUGUGGAACCCCCACAUAGACGAUGAUUCCAAUAACGUCUCGCUCGCCCUUGACCCUUCCUCAGGAGCCGUUCCGUGUAAGACAACGUGGACGCUUCUGCUCUAUUUGACGUCCUCCGCCGAAGGCUGCGUCGGCGGCGAGACCGUCUUCUUUCCCAACGACCGCCGCUCCGCCAAGGAGGAGAUCCCGGUCGCCCUCGAGACUGGUAUGCUUCUUCUACACAAGCAUGGAGAUGAUUGUAUGUUGCACGAGGGGCGAGAGGUCACUGCAGGGGAGAAGUGGGUAUUGAGGACUGAUCUCUGCGUCAGGAAGUGA